Durusdinium trenchii is the source of this 1519-nucleotide messenger RNA. The record is from the annotation of a GenBank genome assembly. NCBI's taxonomy places the organism in Eukaryota, Dinophyceae, Suessiales, Symbiodiniaceae.
UGCGCCAAGAUUGCAUCCCUCAUCUCUUCUUAGCUUAUCCUCAUGGCGAACCAAAGCUGCCAAUGGCUGCAAGCUGCCCAGGCCCGGCUGCAGCCCGUGGCUCGUGGCCCACGCACUGUGCGAGCUUCUGCUCCAGCACCUCGAGCAGUACCUGUCGAAGAGAGGCCUCAGCCGAGAAAGACCUUGCGCACCAGCUACGGAGCUCCUAGCUACACCGUCAGCAAUGUUCCUGCCGGACAGGUCAGCUUGUUGGCUUGUGGAGCUGGUGGAGUGGAGGAGCUGGCCAGGCAACUCGACGACCGCAGUGUGGCCUGGGCUUUGUUGCGAUUCCAGGUGGGAGGAGGCACUUUUGUGCGAACCAAGAUGGUUUUGAUCCAGUUCAAUGGCACCAGGACACCAGCACUCCAACGUGGUUUGCUGAAUGCUCGCAGCACCGAGGUGCUGAGAGAGUUGGGCGAAGUGAAUGCGAGCCUCCAGGUGACCUGCAGCAAGGAGCUCACCAUCGACCACCUCUGCGAGCGCCUCCUGCCGGUCUUCUCGACGGACCACAUGGAAUACUACUCGCUGCAGGCAUUGAAAAGUGAGUACGAGAGUAUGGUGGAACUCUCCCAGAAACGUGCCCACGAGCCGCUCCGCGCGCCGAGCAUUGACACGCCCGAGCGCCGUCCCGCGCGCCGUUCUGGCGCCACGGCACGGCCGGUGCGGCGGUCUGCGUGUGAGGCUGCGCGGCCAGCCGAGCCACAGCGAGAGGAACGAGAGAUUUCGCUGGACCAGGCGUUGCAGGAGGUGGCCCAGGAGGGCUUCUAUGAUUGGCUGCUCCUUGAGCCUGGGAGGUUUUGCCUUUUUGCCGCUGGCUCGGGCGGCUUUGAGGAGCUUCAGGCCAACUUGAGCCAUGACCGGGUCCUCUUUGGACUGUUGCGACUCUCUUUCGGCGUUCCACCCGGCGAUGGGCGUGCGCGUGGCCUCACCAAGCACGUGCUGAUCCAUUGGGUGGGUCCUGGCGUCGGGGCAGUCCGACGGGGUCUGUGGGGCGCGAAGUACGGCGAGGUGAGUGCUCUCAUGUCAAGCUACUGCUCUGUGGCCUUUCGUCAAGAGGCCAACCAUGCGAACGAGCUCAAGUUGGACGAGAUCAUCUUGAAGCUCCAGCGCCUGACGGUCGUGGAUAGUGUGUGUGGAGAUGGAGUGGCAGCUCGAAUCUCUCUGGAAGAAUACAACGCGGCAAGGGCUGAAGACCUUCGGAGGCGCGAGGCCACCAGGCCUAAGCCAAAGCAGGCGCCUGCACCUGCCGCGCCAUCGGGACCCACUGCGCCAUGUGCGGAGCCAGUGGAGGCCGUGCAGGUGCGUCCUUUGCCAGACUUGAAGACUGCCGUGUGCAUGGUGCGUGAUCCGAAAGGACAUCUCAACUGGGCGCUUUGCGGCCUCCCCAUGCGCUUACCUCCGACCCCCUGCCGGGCGCAGCUGGUGACCUCAGCCAUGUGACCUCGGAGCUGACUUGCCCUGCACACGCGUAGUCUGUGGG